Molecule: messenger RNA, 932 nt
Organism: Chara braunii
Lineage: Eukaryota; Viridiplantae; Streptophyta; Charophyceae; Charales; Characeae
Source: the annotation of a GenBank genome assembly
GUAGGUCAUCUCGACCUUGCUCUGUUCAAGGGGUAUGGUCAGAAGGUAUUCGCUAUGAAAGCCUUCGGCAGCAAGCGAGAUGGGAAUGCUUCGAGGAUGCUGUUUCCGAUUGAAUUCCUCAGCAAGACCAAUGGGUAUAGGAAAAGUGGUCAAUUCCCGACGGUUGCCUCUGGUCACCAGCUCGCGUUACCUCUUGUCCCGUUCGACGCUCCUGUUGAAAGUCUCGCAGGCUUAUCAACGUGCUCUAGCGAUCGGCGGCAGGUUGUGUCGACUCCACAACAACCUGUCUGCGGGAAUGAAAAAGUCAUUACUUACCAGAGGCGUUCGGGUGGUGGGUCAUCCGGAAACGUUCCUAAGAAGAAGGUGCUCGCAAAACCUCCUUUGAAUCUUCCGGAAAGCUCGCGUGCAGGUGCCAGCUCGCGCUCGCGGGACACCUCCCAGCGUCGAAUGGACGAGGAGUCAGACGAUGAGACGGAGGAUGAUAAACGGGUUCACCAAUUGCAUCCCCGGUCAAUAGUGGCGCCAGGGCACACCCUGGGCGAAGGCUCUUGCGAUGUGAAUGCGGGGCGGGAAGAUAUUGGAGGUGACGAAGCCCUCCUGAAGGGCGAUGGAGGAUACGACAAGGAUAAAGGGGAGUGUGGUAGUGGCGAGGACCACAUGGAGUGCAAAAAGGUUGGGGUGCGCUGUGGCAGUAUGGUGGUUCGGAAAUGGAAGACGAGGAAUUGGAAGAUGAAGGAGGAGAUGCCGGUGUUUCCGCGGGGCCUGCUUCCAAGGGAAGAGGAAAACGCCCAGCGCCAUCGUCGCCGACGCGAGCUGCGCCUAUGAAGCAGGCUCGAAGGAAAGUUGUGGACGAGGCUCGGGUCGCCUUGGAUGUAUCUCAAGGGACACUUGGUGAAGCCGAUGUGAAAUGCAAAUCAAGUGCUCGGAAUGGC